AUGUUCUUGUUAUAAAAGAGAAAAGAAAAGUCAAUACUCAAUACUGCCGAAUUAUCAGUCUUACUCUUGGCGGGCAGACAGGAAAUUCCAUUCUAAUUGCAGUAUUGCACAAUCUUCUUGAUUCACAUUAGUUCUUCUAGUGUCAGGAAAUUGCAAAUCAAGUGGAGUUUGGGAGGCUGUAAGUUUAGCUGCAUAUUUCAAAUAUUUCAUAACUCCUGCAUAUUUGGUGUGCUUUAAUGGCAUCAAGGCGCAAUGUGAAAUACUCUCACCUUGCCACUGAUGAAGAUGGAGUAAACGAUUACAAUGAUGAUGGCCAUAUAAAGGGAAAACCAUUUGAUCCUCGGUUUGAUUACACACCGAAGUGUCUUGACAAAGUUCCAUGGAAAUCAAUUAUUCUCGCACUGUUCCUUCUCUUCCUUGGUUCAUUUCUUCUCUUUCUAUCUUUUUUCAUUUUCACUGGUCAUAUGGGAGGGGAGCGGUCUCAAGCAUAUGGUCUCCUUGCACUUGGAAUUCUUUCCUUUCUUCCAGGCUUCUACGAGACUCGGAUUGCAUAUUAUUCAUGGAGAGGUGCUGCCGGCUACCGUUUUGCAGCCAUCCCUGACUACUGAGUCUUGUCCCUCAAGAUUUGCACCUCUGGUUCAUGUAUCCACUUUGUAUCUCCUAGUCCGUUUCUUGAUGCUAUAUUGCAUGUCUGUUGUAUAGAGCACUUACUUUUAGGAGUUUUGUACUUGCAGUAGCAUCCAGUAUUUUUACAAGUUUUUAUCUUUAAUGCUGGAUCAUAGUGCACCAGUCUUUUUGUUCUGAUUACAUUUUAAAUGACACUCAGCCCUAACUGAAAGUCAUGGGCACUGGGUUAUAUAGUUUGCGUUCUUGUGUAUAUUUGAAGCCAGUGGAACAUCAUCUCGGAUGCGGUUGUGGAAGAGGGUUCUGGAGGGGUUUGAAACGAUUUGUCCUUGUAUGGACUAUGGACAAGGGUGCACAAGCCUUUCGUAGGAGAGGGUGUAGUGUGGCUCAAUUGGUGUACCUCGAAUUAUAAGAGUAGAGUAUUCCUGUCAUAAUUGUUACGGUGAGGAGUGGAAGAGCCACGUACUUUCGGUGCUUGAGCAUCACAUGUCUGGAUUGAAGCUGGGUAUGUGUAGUGCAUGUGAAACUGUCAAAAGUACAUUGCUCUAUGCUGGUUGGAGCACCAUAUGUCUUCGGAAUCAGCCAAGAUUUACCUAAUUUUAGGUUAAAAGAACAGAAGUGUACUGGCCCAUCCUUCAAACUCCCUAGGCAUGGUGUCGAUGGCGGCAUGGCGCCCUUAUCCCUAGCCUUCUAGGAAAAUAAUACACUCGUAUGUUUUUUCACUAAAUAAUACUCCAUUCGUC
Molecule: messenger RNA, 1367 nt
Organism: Chenopodium quinoa (quinoa)
Lineage: Eukaryota; Viridiplantae; Streptophyta; Magnoliopsida; Caryophyllales; Amaranthaceae
Product: transmembrane protein 230-like
Exons: 3
Coding region: 237-608 (123 amino acids)
Cellular component (GO): endomembrane system
Source: RefSeq, a predicted model, not a curated record